CCUUACGAUUCCAAAGUGAGCAAACGAACUUGUAGCUAAACCCCUAUGCCCCUCUAUCUUUAAUCCGGGCGGAUCCUAAGGUAUAAAUCUCUCUCUCCCCCUUUCCUUCUUCGUCUCCAAGAACAACAAAUCCUCUCUCUCCCUUUCCUUCCUCGUCUCCAAAAACAACAAAUCCAGGGGGUUCGAAGGAAGGAAGGCAAUAUCUGAUCUACCGAAUUCUCGUUUCCAUCCUUGUCGUACUCAAAGGCGUGAGCUUUCUGCUCGAAGGGGAUGGCGUCGGCGGCGGUGCAACUUGAAGAGGAGGAUGAGCUGCGGUUUGAAGAUCUUGCGAAGGAGAUGGAGCGGUUCGGAUUGCACGAGUGGUUAGAGGUUGAGGACAACGGGCAGCACCACGAGGACACAGCAGCUACCGCGACGGAGGGUCUGUUCCCACUUCCGGUGGCUGUUGGUGUUGGGCCCAGAAGAGAGAGGGACUUGUACCGUCCCGACGAAUUGCGCUUCCCGGGCGAUCAUCUCGGCCGCGGCCACGCCCAUGCCCUUCACAACUUCCCGGGCGCCGGAUCUGUUCGGCCGCACGCUGCUUGGCCUAGUUUCUCCAGCGACGCGUACAUGACACCGCCGUGGGCGUGGCCUGGGCGCUCAGCGGCCAUCAACACCCAGCUCGAUGACUACAUCGUGUAUCUCGCCAAGAACGAGCAAAUGGUGCUCGACACGCUGUUCUCUGGCUCCCCUGUGGACGCCCAAAUCGUGGCUGAUCUGAUAGUCCGGUACGCCGUCCAUCUCUUGGAGAGCAGCCAUGGGAACCGUCUGCUCGAUCUAGUCCUCAACCACUGCAACCAUAGCCUCCACGGCUUGAUCGUCGCCAGAAUCACCCGAGACAAGAACAGGUUCUUCAGGAUUUGUGGUCAAAGGUCAGAUGAAGUGGCCAGGGUGAUCAGGUCUUGCAGAUCAGUGAAAUCGCUUCAGCUUCUGAGAAAUGCCAUCAUGCCAUGGAUAGCUCCAUCCAUGAUGCAUCAACUUGUGACGGAUUCGAAUAGACUCAGAGUGGUGCAGGCCUUCGUGCAGUGUGUUCCUGAUCCCUACUUUGCUAAGUUCAUUUUUGAUGCUAUUGCUAAGAACUGCUUAGCACUUGCUUAUGGUUCGCAUGGAGUGUCCCUGUUGCGAAGCUGUCUGGAGCAUGCUGAAUGGACAGAAAAGGAUGAUGUGUUGUCUAAAAUCUCUUGUUGGAGCAUUGAACUUGCUCAAAAUCGUUUUGGAAACUACAUUGUUCAGGAUGUCUUAAAACAAAGAAACCCAUCGCACCUGGCAAUUAUUGCAUCCUGCUUCAGAAAUAAUUAUGUGCUACUCUCAAAACAGAGAUAUAGCAGUAAUGUGGUGGAAACAUGCUUACAAGUAUUUGUUGAUGCUGAGAGAUUUUUCAUUAUUGAUGAAUUGAUUUGGUGUCCCCACUUCAAAGAUUUAGUGACACAUGAGUUCGCUAACUAUGUUAUCUCCAGAGCCCUUGGAACUUGCACGCAUCGUUUGGCCACUGCCAUACUUUCCCUUCAAAAUGUUAAUCGUCGCCACCCCCAUUGUUUGAAGAUGUUCAAAAUACUAUCUGAUCUUGGCUACAGACAUUGAAAAUGAGAGCUAAUAGGGUUUCAGCAUAAACUGAUCAUGUAUACUCCAGGAAUUUUGGCCGGCGAUGUUGUGAAGUCAACUGAUAGACCGACUUUGUUUCAUUUUGUAGUGUGCUUGUUGGUUAUACUUUCGUCUGGAGAUGUUGUGUGCUGGUUGUACUAGAAAGGAUUUAGCCUGUGCGACCUUGAAUUUGUCUCGUGAUGUGUUGUGCUCUUUUGGUGCAUGUUGGAUGUCUCCAAGAGUUGUUGUUAGCUGUUACUUCUGAAGUUUGGUGCCUGUUGUCAAAAGGUGAACAAUGUUCUCCGCAGUUAAGAGAAAGAUGUAGUCUUUGUUAAUCUUCCCUUGAUGUAUUCCUUUUUUUUGUUUUUUUGUGCGAAGGUCCCUUGAUGUGUUCCUCUUC
Brachypodium distachyon (stiff brome) is the source of this 2020-nucleotide messenger RNA. RefSeq names its product putative pumilio homolog 7, chloroplastic. Gene Ontology annotation, molecular function: mRNA binding. Bases 271 to 1620 code for a protein of 449 amino acids. The transcript is spliced from 6 exons. The record is from RefSeq and is a predicted model, not a curated record. Gene Ontology annotation, biological process: post-transcriptional regulation of gene expression. NCBI's taxonomy places the organism in Eukaryota, Viridiplantae, Streptophyta, Magnoliopsida, Poales, Poaceae. Gene Ontology annotation, cellular component: cytoplasm.